AUGGACAGGUUGAACUCCGGGUAUGGGUAUGGUCGAGUGAGUGAAGUGCAAAAGUCGUCCGUCCGACUCCCUGUCAGUCCUCUGCCAGUGGACGAACUGAACCCCUUUCAGGCCCAUUCCGACCAGACGAUCAAGAGAGUGACAGCCUUGGAGACUUCCAUGAUGGAGGUCACACGGCGGCUGGAUGACUGGACGGAGGUCACGCGGGAAGGAAUUGCAGAUUUGCGGGCCGAGAUUGGCGCGGUCAAGCUCGAGCAACGCUUUUCGCAGACCUUGCGAAAUGCACCAAACCAAGGAGAUGUGCUGAAUCGUUUCCAGCAGGAUGCAGCCACUGGUACUCCUUUGGAGGGUGGAAAGCAGGCGGAAGGCAUUGGUGAGGACCUGAAGCAUCGCUUCGAGGUUUUUGAGGAGAAGCUGUCCGCUGCUUUACGGGAAAGUGACGGUCAGACCUCCCGCCGAGCGGAUGAACUCCAGGCACUCCUCAAGGAGGAAGAGGGCCGUCGCAUGUUGCUCUUCGUCCGUCUCGAAGCUGUGGAGGCUUCGCUGCAAGACCUGCGAACGAAUCAGAGGGACAUCGCUUCGGCGAAUGAGGUGACGGAGAGGGUCUUGAAGGGUGAGCUCAAGAAGGAGGCAUCUGGAAUGCUUCACGAGUUUGACGCUCGCCUAAAAGCCCUGGAAAGUUCAGCCAUCACGACAGACACAGUCGCGGCGGAUCAGAACACCACUGCUGCCGAUCUAGGCGAAAUCCGGGCGUCGCUUUUGUCAUCAACAAACGACAUUCUGCGCUUGGCCAAGGAAGUCGCAACGAUCCGAGAGGAACAUGAUCAAGCGAUUGGAGACCUUGGUAGUCUCACCGAACGUGUGGCCAAGUCCGCCAUUGCGGGCAUUCAGCGUUCGGAGGUGGAGCUGUCUCAGCUCAUCCUAGCACGGGUGGAACCACGCGUCGCUUCCUUGGAGGCAAAGAUUGGCGGCACCCAGGCAGAGGACCUCACGGAGUCCACCGAAACAGGGAUCACAAAAACCACCAGGCCUGUGGCUGAAACAUCUUCCGAGGUGAAGCCGAGCUGGGUUGCGCAGGACGAGAGGAAAAGCCAAGGCCAAGGUGACAGUCGUCGACAGGGUGUCCACGACAAGCUGCAGGGAAUAACAGACGCGGUUCAGCAGGUCUUGGGAGCCCUCGAGUCUGGCGAGAAAGUCGGUGAGACUAGACCACCAGGAACCUUUGACAAUCAACACCUGCGAGAGAGCUCGCAGCCUACGAGCGCACGUGUUGCCGAGGCACGCGAUUUCUGGCAAGGUCCUCUUGGACGACUGCAAGAGGAGGAUGUUGCUCUUCAGGAGGUGUCGAGGGCGUGCCCAUUAGCACUUUCACCACGCGGGCCCGGACGCGCUCCCGACCGUCCUGUCUCGCCAGAACGGGCUGUGGCUGGGUCGGGGCUUGCCAGCCUUAGCCUCAGCGGAGGGCACGGCGGCCACGGGAUCGGACAUGGACGCUUCUCGAGGCCGCGGGCUUCUGCACCGGUUUCGUGGGACAAAUCGCAAACGACAUCGACGGAGAACUUGCUGAGUCACGGUCUUCCAUUCGGCCCUUCUGGCGGCACAAGGCCAACGGCUUCGCAGACUCUGCCGGUGCCGGGAGGACACCGGGAGAUUCCAGGAGACUCCGCGAGGUGCCAGCUCUCCGCAGGGAUCCCCUUGGCACAAGCCCACCCAGCAGCAUCGCCUGCACGCCCGAGUGUCGUGCAGCAGCCAUGGCACGUGCUGACAGCGAGUCGCACAUUGCCCACGAAGGCGCCUAUCAAUGGCUGCCGGAACUCCUUGACCCAGGGCCUCCGGACCCGGCAAGCAUUGUGA
Molecule: messenger RNA, 1854 nt
Organism: Symbiodinium sp. CCMP2592
Lineage: Eukaryota; Dinophyceae; Suessiales; Symbiodiniaceae
Source: the annotation of a GenBank genome assembly